CUCUCUUUCUCUCUCUAUAAACCUUUCUACAAAUCCAUUCAAAGAUCCCUUCUUUCUUUCUUCUUCUUCUUCCCCAAAUCUCAUUUUUCAAAUAAUCAAAAUGGUUCAAAAACAUUUACACGAGCUUUUAGAAGAAGAUCAAGAACCCUUUCUUCUUCAAAACUACAUCGCCGAUCAGCGUUCGCGUCUCAAUAUCAAAAACACCUCCAUUGUUUCUUCAACAACAAAACAAAGUAAUACCCUGUUCAAAAACGCAUGUCUUUUCUCCUUUUACGAUUCACCCGAUCCUCGAAAAUCGCCACUUUUAUCCGGAUUUCUAUCCCCAAAUGCUUCAUCUUUAGCUAAGAACUGUUCAAACGCUGUUCUUCAUAUCCCAGCAAGAACUGCAGCUCUUCUUUUGGAAGCUGCUAUGAGGAUUCAUAAACAUUCUGUUUCUAAAAAAAAGAAAACUUCACUGGGUUUAUUUGAUUUGGUGUUUAAAAGAUUGGGUAGUCGGAAUCGUGAUAGAUCGCCGGAAAAAUCUUUGGAUUUAAACAGAUGUAGUAAUAGUUCAACAUCAACCGCCGGAGAAGAAGAGCAUAUUCCGGCGCCGGCAACGGAAUUAGAAACCAGUUUGACUUUCAUUUUAAGUCCCUUUCAUUUCUCUCUCAAUGGACGACAUUCGCCGGAAUUCUUGUCUCCGGUGACCUCACCCGCCGGCCGGCGAACAAAUGAGGGAAAAAACAAGAUCGAUGAAGAAGAGAGCAUAGAAAACGAUAAAGAACGAGAAGAGGAAGAACAAUUUAGCCCGGUUUCAGUAUUGGAACCCCAAUUCGAAGACGACGAUGAAUUAAUACACGAAGAUAGCGACAAUAUUUAUGAAGCGGAAUGCAGCUAUGUGAUCGAUCAAAGUACGUAUGACAACUACUUCAUCUAUGUGUUAGGUUUGGCAUUUACAGGAGCAAAGCAUCAACUAUUAGAAAAGUUGAGGAGAUUUGAAAGAUUGGCUCAAUUGGAUCCUUAUGAACUCGACAAGACAUUGUUCGACUACGACGAAAAUGAAGAACACGAAGAUGAAGACAAUGUAGAAUGGUCUAAGAAGGAAUUAGAUGAGUAUUUCCUCAAUCAAGUGAUGGAUAAAUCCGGGGUUCAUUUGGACAAGAGGCUUGUAUCGGAUUUAAUAGUUGAGGAGGAGAAACGAGGAGAAUUGGAAGAAGGAUCAUGCGAAAAAGAAUCGGUUAUGAAAAGGGUUUGCACGAGGUUGGAUGAAUGGGAAAAGGCGAAGCCCGAGAGCAUCGAUAUGAUGAUUGAACUUGAUUAUAGAAGGGAAGUUAACGGAUGGUGGAAGAGGAGCGAAGAAAUAGACGAUAAACAAGUGAAAGAGGUUGCAACGGAGAUUCAAAUCGCAAUUCUAGUUGAAUUGAUUGAAGAGCUUUCGGAAGAAUUACUAAUUGUUUGUUAGUUAAUCUUCUUUACUAUUAAA
Impatiens glandulifera is the source of this 1462-nucleotide messenger RNA. RefSeq lists its product as uncharacterized. The transcript has 3 exons. The record is from RefSeq and is a predicted model, not a curated record. Lineage: Eukaryota; Viridiplantae; Streptophyta; Magnoliopsida; Ericales; Balsaminaceae. The coding region runs from base 101 to 1441 and encodes 446 amino acids.